Spodoptera littoralis (African cotton leafworm) is the source of this 1130-nucleotide messenger RNA. NCBI's taxonomy places the organism in Eukaryota, Metazoa, Arthropoda, Insecta, Lepidoptera, Noctuidae. The record is from the annotation of a GenBank genome assembly.
AUGACGUAUAGACAAAUAAAAGAAUAUGAUGCAGAGAAAGUUACGUUAUGUUCUGGACCGGCAAGCUACGUUUCAAUACCAAAUUUUUAUACGGGAAAGUCAAUUUUCUUAACUGGGGUCACUGGAUUUCUUGGUAAGGUGUUUCUCGAGAAACUUCUUUUCAGUUGCAAUGAUAUUGAAAACAUCUACAUUUUAAUUAGAGAGAAAAAGGGGAAAACUCCUCUGCAAAGAAUUGAAGAACUUUUCGACAAACCGCUUUUCUCACGAUUGAAAGGCAAGGACCCGAAGUGUGUAAAGAAAGUCACUCCAAUUAUUGGCGACCUCAGUGAACCUGGUCUUGGCAUAUCUAACGCUGACGAAGAAACACUUUUACAAAAGGUAUCUGUAGUAUUCCAUGUGGCAGCCAGUGUCCAGUUUCACAAAGAAUUGAAAGAGAUCAUAAAUACAAACGUUGGCGGGACUAAAUAUGUACUGCAAUUGUGUCAACAAAUGAAAGAAAUAAAGGCAUUUGUCCAUGUGUCCACCGCCUACUGCAACACAGACCAGAAAAUAUUAGAGGAGAGAGUGUAUCCCCCGCCAGCUGAACUCAGUGAGGUUUUGAAGUUCCUCCAGCAACCACAGCAUGACAAUAAGAAAAGGAUCAAAGAGUUCUUUAAAAAUCAACCAAAUAGCUACACCUUUGCUAAGGCCUUAGCAGAGACUUACAUAGCUGAGAAUUGCGGACACGUUCCCACAAUAAUCAUCCGACCUUCCAUCAUAUCUGCAUCACUAAAGGAACCACUACCAGGGUGGUUGGAUACAUGGAACGGAGCCACAGGCCUCAUCACAGCUAGUUAUAACGGAGCUAACAGAGUGCUACUUGGCGAAGGUAGCAAUAUCCUCGACCUGAUUCCAGUGGACUUUGUCGCUAAUCUUGCGAUUGUGGCUGCUGCUAGAUGUUCCAGUUUCAGUUCUUUAAAAGUCUACAACUGCUGUUCCAGUGGCUGUAACCCAUUAACACUGAAGCAAUUGAUCAAUCACAUGAAUCAUGUCGAAUUUGAUAAGAACGUGUCAAUAAUAUUCACCAACAAUAAAGCCUCAUUGUCCACAUUGUCAUUUUUUCUUCAAAAGACGCCAUCUUUUACCGCUGA